This is a messenger RNA of Adineta steineri, 399 nucleotides long. The record is from the annotation of a GenBank genome assembly. Lineage: Eukaryota; Metazoa; Rotifera; Eurotatoria; Adinetida; Adinetidae.
AUGCAUUUCAUCAAUAGUCUACAAUGGCAAAUGAAAGUAUCGUCACAUUUCUUACGUUACCGAGAUAUUGGAGCACAAUGUUUAGGUAUUGCACUACAACACAAUAAAACACUCACUACACUGAAUCUUGCAUAUAAUGGAAUUCGAGAUGUUGGAGCACGAAAUUUGAGUAAUGUAUUACAACACAACACAACACUCACUACAUUAAAUCUCGGACGUAAUCAAAUUAAGGAAGCUGGAGUACAACAUUUGGGUAAUGCAUUACAAAAUAAUACAACACUCACCACAUUAGAUCUUCAUGGAAAUAAAAUCGGAGAUGUUGGAGCACAUCAUUUGGAUAAUGCAUUACGACGCAACACAGUAAUUCUCGCUGUCUCAUUAGCUGUAUCAUGUCUUUAA